Molecule: messenger RNA, 1881 nt
Organism: Lingula anatina
Lineage: Eukaryota; Metazoa; Brachiopoda; Lingulata; Lingulida; Lingulidae
Biological process (GO): signal transduction
Molecular function (GO): protein binding
Source: RefSeq, a predicted model, not a curated record
GGGGCGGAUACCAGUAUACAGGAUCGGCUUCUCAUGAGGACACCACUUCACUUUGCUGCCAGUGGCGGCCACACACAAUGUGUCCAGUUUCUCCUCCAACACGGGGCAGAUACCAGUGUACAGGAUAAGGAGAAAAAGACACCAAAAAUGUUGGCAGAAGAAAAAGAGUGCACUGCCGUAGUUGAACUGCUGAGGCGUUUUGAAAUACAUGAUAUACAGAUGUACAUUCAAACCAGGACUCUGGAGUACCUUGCUGAAAUAUUAGACCCUGAAGAAUAUCGCAUAUUUACCCUGACCAACUUGGUCCCGAACUUUCCUGAUCUGUUUCAAUUCGGAAAAAUUCAAGGAGUGAAAGAUUGGAUCGCCAAGAACAAUUAUACCACUAUUAAAGAUAUAAGGGAGGGACUACUGGAUGCAAACCUUCCGCGACUGUCCCGCGCGGCAGUACAGUAUUAUGCUGAGGUGGUGGAGAACAUUUCAAACAAGUCCCCCGAUGGAUUUGAGGCACUCUGUAGAACCCUGACCACAGCAAAGUACAUGUACAUGUGCACACCAAGUUCAACAACCCGUGGUCUGAAAGGCAAAAGUGUACCUUUGGACCAAUACCGCCAGGACACGUUUAUUGCGUACGCUGAAGAGGAUGAACCUACCAUAGGAGCAGUUGUACGGGAGCUAAAGAAACUCGAAAUUCAGUGUUGGUUCGCCGAAGAAGACCUCAUUCCUGGAAAAUAUGUGAAUGAUGAAACUGUUAAGGCGAUCAGCACAUCUAGGUUUUCGAUCUUGUUCCUAUCCAAAAGUUUUAUCCAGAGUCGUGGGUGCAAAUACGUGAUGGAGAAUAUUAUAGAGAAUGCUAAAGAGAAAGAACAUGGUGUUAUCCCUGUUGUUAUGAACAUCUCUCCUGAAGAAUUCCCUGAGGGAUUACGCAACUGGGAACCCCUCUUUUUCGAUGACGAAGAGCUCAUUCCAAAGAUUGUGGCAACUAUAAAAGGAUCAAGAGACAUCCCUACGUAUGGUCAACUACGAGAUGAGAACGAGGCUUUGCGAGAUGAGGUCCGGCGAUUAACAGCUAAACUUUGUUUACAGAGCCAAUAAAUAGAGGUCACUGUGUAUAAUAAAUGCCAAAAGCCAUUCCUGCAGGAGUUCUUUUUCGAGAAAAGUGGACCUAUAACCAUGAAACCUUUGUGUACCUAGAUAAAAUUUUACACAGUGGGACAUUUUUCCUUGGAAAAAAGGAGAGUAAUUUAGAAACCCCCAAAACCAUGCAUAAAUGUUCUGAUACUUCAUUCACUGGUCACUCAUACAAACAUCGGACAUCAAAGUAUCGGACCCCAGUGCAACAUUGUGUCAGAGUACAGCAUUGUAUGCUGUGUGAUUAAGAUUUUUUUCAAAUCGUAAGUUUUUUAUUAUUUACUGAGCAUACCCAGUGUAAGAGUGUGUGCUCUAUGACUGUGGCAUGCCCGCAAGCUAUCUAUAGUAUAACUGGCUGAAAUAGUGGUUGGAUAGAACCAAGAUCGUGUGUGCUAUAUGUAUCUAGGAUGUGCCCACUAUAUUUCUAUAGUUACACUGUACCGUUGCAACUGUCCAAUACUGUCCAGGCUCACCCCAAAAUUGGACUAUACCGGUACAUAGCCUGGACUACAAGAUCUCACGCUUAAUUGUUAUGCGGUUAAUUAUUAAAUAUCAGAUAAGGUUUUGCAUGUGAUACGUACUCAUAUAUCCUGAGUGUAAGGGUGUACUGACUGUGAUGCUUUGUAUUAUGGUUCAAUCUCUAUGUUACGUCAGUGGAUCUUUUGUAUGCUCUAUGUGACCCAGGCCCGUAGCCAGCAAUUUCAAAAGGGAGGUUCUUUUUCUGAAAAAAAAAGUGGACCUUUUCCCAUGAAA